AUGCCCUACGCCGAGAAUGCAUAUCUGCAUCGAGCCUCCGCGGUCCUCGUCUUGCUUGCCUCCAAUACAAUGUUUGUACCGGAUCCAGCGUCUCCCCGCGGACGAACAAUCCUGGCGCUUUGUACCACGCGGCUCAUUGGAGUCAUGGUGGCGGUAAUCGUCAUGGAAAUGUCCGGGAAAUGUCUACGGCAGACGGUAUUUGAGGACCAGGACGCAUUCAAUACAUUGGCAGUGACAACCAUCCUCACAAACAUCAAGGCCAGCCUGGUGAUUGUCUUUCUCCUGGCAGACGCCGUAGGAAGCCUAGCCAAUAGCAGAACCUGGCUAGAUGUCACGAAGUCCUACGAAGUACUGCAACAACUGGAAGGAGAUGAUUCUCCCUACGUCACUUCCGAACAGAAAAUGGCAGAACAAGUGUUUGAAGAAACUGUGCGAGGAUUCCAGGCAGUCUUUGCCGGUGGAACCCUCAACCUAACUCUUUUCAUUUCCUUCGUUCUGUCAAGCAUUGCACGGCUCUCCAUUCUUGAUGUUGUAGAAUUGAAGGUUACGUUCGUUGAAGGUCUAGUGGGAGUGGCUUCGUUGACAUUGAUCUUUCUCACACUCAUUGCGUUGGGCUUUCUCCAAGCCCACCAAGGGGCUGAUCUUGCCACUUUGAAUGCAUUUUUCACUUCCAUGUGGCUUUCGGGGUUCGUCAGUGUCGUGGGCUGUGGAAUCAUUGCAAGAUCCAUAUCCAAGGGUUGUCACCCCGACUUCGAACAAAGGUCGGAGCGUGAACAAGGUGAGGGCGGACCACUUCUCUUGGUGGGUGGGUAG
This is a messenger RNA of Seminavis robusta, 813 nucleotides long. NCBI's taxonomy places the organism in Eukaryota, Bacillariophyta, Bacillariophyceae, Naviculales, Naviculaceae. The record is from the annotation of a GenBank genome assembly.